This is a messenger RNA of Solea senegalensis (Senegalese sole), 2321 nucleotides long. RefSeq names its product very long-chain acyl-CoA synthetase-like. Lineage: Eukaryota; Metazoa; Chordata; Actinopteri; Pleuronectiformes; Soleidae. The record is from RefSeq and is a predicted model, not a curated record. Gene Ontology annotation, molecular function: long-chain fatty acid transmembrane transporter activity; long-chain fatty acid-CoA ligase activity. The transcript is spliced from 10 exons. Bases 88 to 1953 code for a protein of 621 amino acids.
GUUCAUUGGGCGUUCUUCUGUGCACAGACAGAUGUUUUGAGCAGAACUCUCACAGAGUGAGCUCUGCAGACUCUCACCACCAUCACCAUGAUCACAUUUCUCCUGUGUGCCGUUUUUACGCUGCUGGCGAUUUUGCCCUUAGUGCUUUACGCCAGAAACCGCUACUUUAUCGACGAUCUGAGGCAAGCGUUCACGAUGCUGCGUAUCGGCAAGCGUCUCGUCAGUUACAAGAAGCAGAAACCGCUGUACACCAUCGUGGACCGUUUCCUGGACAAAGUCACGGAGCAUCCGCACAAGACGUUCAUCGUGUUCGAGGGGAGCCGCUUCACGUACAGUCAGGCCGAUAAGGAGAGCAACAGAGUGGCCCGGGCUCUGCAGGCGGCACACGGCGGCUUGGAGGAGGGAGCCACCGUGGCCUUGUUCUUUGGGAACGAGCCCGACUUUGUGUGGACCUGGCUCGCGCUCCUUAAACUGGGCUGCACCGUGUCUCUGCUCAACAGCAACAUCAGAACCAAGUCACUGCUGCACUGUUUCUCCUGCUGUGCGGCCAAAGUGCUGGUGGCUGCUGCAGACUUACGAGCAGCCAUAGAGGAGGUGUUGCCCACUUUACAGGAGCAGGGCGUCCGUGUGUUUCUCUUCAGCGAGGACUGCGGCGUGAAGGGCAUCGAAAGUCUCUCUGAUAAAAUUCAACAGGCCUCAGACCAGCCUCUGUCCCCUCAGCUGAGGUCCAACAUUAACAUGAAGAGUCCCGCAUUAUACAUUUACACCUCAGGAACCACAGGACUUCCCAAGGCAGCGACAAUCAACCACGAGAGACUAUGGCAAUCGAGUUUCAUGCACGCCAUUUCUGGCGUACGCUCAGAUGAUAUUAUCUAUCUAUACCUGCCUCUUUACCACAGUUCGGGCAUGCUAAUGGGACUUUGUGGAGCCAUAAAUGAAGGCAUCACUAUUAUUUUAAGACGUAAAUUCUCUGCCUCUAACUACUGGAAUGACUGUAGAAAACACAACGUGACAGUCAUUCAGUACAUAGGAGAAAUUAUGCGCUACCUCUGUAACUCACCACAGCGAGACAAUGACAGGGAUCACAAAGUCCGACUGGCUAUCGGGAACGGGGUCAGAGCCGACACCUGGGCCGAAUUCCUGCAUCGAUUCGGGGACAUUAAAAUCUGCGAAUGCUACGGAGCGACCGAGGGGAACAUCGGUUUUGUCAACUACAUUGGGAAAAUUGGAGCCGUUGGGAAAGAGAAUUUUCUACAUAAAAUGACCUUUUCGUAUGCCCUCGUAAUGUAUGAUACGGAGAAAGAGGAGCCAGUCAGAGACUCCAGAGGAUUUUGUAUUAAAGUCCCCAGCGGAGAGACGGGGUUACUCGUGGUCAAGAUCGGAGAAAGAACACCUUUCACAGGUUAUGCCAAGAACAAGCAGCAGACAGAGAAGAAGAAGCUGAGAGACGUGUUUGUGAAAGGAGAUCUCUACUUCAACAGCGGCGACCUCCUCAGGAUCGACAACGAAGGAUUUGUCUUCUUUCAAGACCGCAUCGGAGACACGUUCAGGUGGAAAGGAGAAAACGUGGCGACCACAGAGGUGGCUGAUCUUUUGCUCAUGAUGGACUGUAUUGAGGAGGCCAAUGUCUAUGGUGUGAAAGUGCCUGGACACGAGGGGAGAAUUGGAAUGGCGUCAGUGAUGCUGAAGGAAAACAUGGACUUUGACGGCAAAGCCAUACAUCAACAUGUCAAAGACUACCUGCCCAGCUACGCACGGCCACGCUUCAUUCGCAUACAGCACGAUCUGGAAGUGACUGGGACUUUUAAGCAGAAGAAGGUGAAGUUGACAGAGGAAGGCUUCAACCCCGGCGCCAUUAAAGACCCGUUGUUCUUUUUGGAGGACAAAGAAGGCUACGUGCCCAUGACUCAGGAGCUUUAUAACGCCAUCGCAGACGGAAUCUUGAGACUGUAACGACCGAGGAAUCACACUAAAAGCAGGAUCAGCUGGAUCUGCGCCAGAUUUGUGAGGUUACUGAAUCUAUGUGAUGGUCAUCUUGACACGUUAACAUCACCCAAGGUACAGUGUGGAAUAAAGCCAGAGGGUGGCAGCAUGUUCACGAUGAACAUGAUGGCAGCACAUACCUCAAACAUGUCCAUUAUCCUUGCCUGUUGCAUAGGAUACGGUCAUUAUUCAGGAAAACUAUGUAUCGUGAUGCGAGGUGUUUAGGCCCUAGCACAUAUUCCAGAGGAUCUAAGCUUCAUUUCUUAAAUAAUACACAUAAAAACAAUACUCCAUGUCCAUGUUGUUUGAAAGAAAUUUUAAUAAAGACUUGAAAAACA